Messenger RNA from Caenorhabditis angaria, 609 nucleotides. NCBI's taxonomy places the organism in Eukaryota, Metazoa, Nematoda, Chromadorea, Rhabditida, Rhabditidae. The record is from the annotation of a GenBank genome assembly.
AUGUAUUCCCUGAUUUUUGGUUUUCUCUUCAUUUUGGCAGUGGCAUCGAGACCUACUGAAAAAGAAACAAACGCCAUUUGUCAUCCGGUAAUACUGUUUUUGUCCAUUCACAAUAAACAUAAAAAUAUACUUAAGUUUCAACAUUUUUUUUGCAGGCAAUGAAGGAUUUGUCUUAUUUCCAUAAUAGUAUUAUUGAUGGAGCUACGAACAAAACUGCUUGGUAUAUUGAAACCAUCAAAUUGUGUGAUAGUUUAACCGAAUGCUUCAAAAGGGGCUUUAAUUUUUCCAUUAGAGAUUGGCAUUAUGCUGUUGCAGAAUCCAACUGCAUUACAUUCAAAUUUAGAAAGAGCGAAGAUUUUGAACCCUGUUACAACGUCUUUGAACAACAUAAGACGGUCAAAUCAUUGUUCCCAUAUGUGAGCUAAAAAAAAAACAAUUGAAAUUUAUAAUUAAAUUUUUGUUUAGGUGAAUCGAUCUAUCAAUGAUUGUAACCUAUUGGAACUUCAAGCCGGCGCUGAGGAAAGUAGUGUUUACACACUCUGUGGAAAUAAUUAUAUUCAACCCUACAGAAAAUUCUAUAAGAAAUAUAGAAGGGCAUUUGGUUGUUAA